GCGCGCGACCCGUAGAGGCCUCGCGUCAUCCUCGGGCCCUCGCGCGGCGGGUCCGGCCGGCGGGGCGGGCGGCGAAAAAAUGCUGAGAAGUCUGAAAGGACUUGUCUACUAUCCUCUAAAGCUGGACCAUGGGUAUGCCCUCCAUGCAGCAGCCAGUUCCAUUGCCAGCCAGGAUGUCCAAACACUGGCUGAAAGACCAAGAGCUUUUUUCUAUACCAACGAGAGUGACCCGGCCAAGCACACAGAGCUCCAUGAGGGUCGCCACUACAGCAUCCCCCUGGAGGAGCUGAGAGCUGUAUUUCCACAUGGACUGCCCUCCCGCUUCCAGCAGCAGAUUAAGACCUUCAAUGAAGCCUUCGUGAUGGUGCGAAAACCAGCCCUAGAACUCUUCACUUACCUGAAAAGCUCCAACUUGGCACACCCAGCAGUCAGAUAUGUGAUCUAUGGUGAGAAAGGAACAGGGAAGACCAUGACCCUGUGUCACGUGGUUCACUACUGCGCCAGGCAGGGCUGGCUGGUGCUGCACGUCCCCGAUGCUCAUCUCUGGGUGAAAAACUGCAGGGAACUUAUGCAGUCUUCGUAUAACAAAGACCGGCUUGAUCAGCCUUUGCAAGCAUCUUCCUGGCUCAAGAACUUCAAAACCUCCAAUGAGCACUUCCUGAAAGAGAUAAAAACACAAAAAAAGUAUGUCUGGGGCAAACGAGAAAGCACUGAGGAGGGAAGGCCUUUGGGUGAAGUGGUGGAACAGGGCUUGGCUCGGGUGAGAAAUGCCAGUGAUGCUGUGGGGGUUGUGCUGAGGGAGCUCAAGCAGCAGUGUGGGAAAGGCUCAUUCCAACUGCUCGUGGCUGUGGACGGCGUCAAUGCGCUCUGGGGAAGGACUACGCUAAAGAAGGAAGACAAGAGCCCUGUUUCUCCAGAGGAGCUGACACUUGUGUACAACCUUAGGAAGAUGAUGAUGAACAAUUGGAACGGAGGAGCUGUUGUGACCACCCUCAGCCAGACAGGCUCUCUCUUCAAGCCCAGCUCUGCCUAUUUGCCCCAGGAAUUGCUGGGAAAGGAGGGGUUCGACGCGCUGGACCCUUUCGUCCCCAUCCCGGUUCCCAACUACAGCCCGCGGGAGUUCGAGAGCUGCUAUGGCUACUACCUCGACCGCAAGUGGCUGCAGCACGAAAAAGCGCGCACGGAGGACGGCAAGGAGGAGCUGCGGUUCCUGAGCGGCUCCAACCCGCGGCAGCUGGAGCGGCUGGCGGGGCCCCUGUAGCGCAAUAAAGGCUGGAGCGGCCGCCGCUCCCCCCGGU
Messenger RNA from Apus apus (common swift), 1298 nucleotides. RefSeq names its product death associated protein 3 (gene DAP3). The record is from RefSeq and is a predicted model, not a curated record. Gene Ontology annotation, cellular component: mitochondrial ribosome; mitochondrial small ribosomal subunit. Gene Ontology annotation, biological process: apoptotic process. Lineage: Eukaryota; Metazoa; Chordata; Aves; Apodiformes; Apodidae. Bases 80 to 1261 code for a protein of 393 amino acids. The transcript has 13 exons. Gene Ontology annotation, molecular function: structural constituent of ribosome.